Cynocephalus volans (Philippine flying lemur) is the source of this 2380-nucleotide messenger RNA. RefSeq names its product tripartite motif containing 61 (gene TRIM61). Gene Ontology annotation, biological process: protein ubiquitination. Gene Ontology annotation, cellular component: cytoplasm. The record is from RefSeq and is a predicted model, not a curated record. Gene Ontology annotation, molecular function: zinc ion binding; ubiquitin protein ligase activity; protein binding. NCBI's taxonomy places the organism in Eukaryota, Metazoa, Chordata, Mammalia, Dermoptera, Cynocephalidae.
GGUCGGGGGCGGUGUCUCGUUUUUGCUCCCAGCCGGGCUCCGGGGUCAGCACAGCCUCUGGACUGAGCCGCUGAGCCGUCUGUCUCAGUAAAGAUUUCUUGUCUUGAACCUGAAGAUACCUUCUUGAACAAGAAAGUUGUAAAGCGUGACUUCACAUCAUUGAGUGGGAAGAACGUAGCCCAGCCAAUAUGUUCUAAUAUGAGAUAGGCUGAAGGCUGUGGAGUAUUCUUGGCAAUAGACUGGAAAUAAGGGGCAGAUGGCUAAUAAAGUUUUUAGAGGCUGCCAUCAACAUGCCAACCCAGUAAAACCAAAAGCUGGUCAGUUUUCAAGGUCUGGGGGAGAAUAUCCACUGCUUACUGGGUGUUGAGCUUGAGAGAGCCAGCCCUCACUAAGAGAAGCGUUACCUUACCCACCACCUUUGUUCACGGCUCAAUGGAGUUUGCGACAGCCUUGGCAGACCUCCAAGCAGAGGCUAGCUGUCCCAUCUGUCUGGACUACUUGAAAGACCCAGUGACUAUCAACUGCGGACAUAACUUCUGUCUCUCCUGCAUCAGUAUGUCCUGGAAGGAUCUACAUGAUAGUUUCCCCUGCCCUUUUUGCCACUUUUGCUGUCCAGAAAGGAAAUUCACGAGCAAUCCCCAGCUGGGUAAUUUGACUGAAAUUGCUAAACUACUCCAAGUACGAAGAAGCAAGAGGAAGAGGCGUGAAGAGAAACUUGUAUGUGAGAUGCACAAUCAGAUUCCGACCUUUUUCUGUCAGAGGGACCUAAAGGUUUUAUGUCCUCAGUGCAGUUUCUCCACUGAUCACCAGCAUCACUAUGUUUGGCCCAUAGAAAAGGCUGCCCCCUAUCAUAGGAAAAAACUGGAGCACAACAUUAAACUAUGGAAGGAGAGAGUGGAACAAGUUGAAAAAGUGAUAACUAUGCAAACCAAAAAAUCGAUGGAACUGAAAAAAAAGGUAAAACAUAGGAGAGAAGAAGUAAAGUCUGAAUUUGAGCAACUUACAUUAUUUCUCCAAAAUGAGCAAGAGGCUGUUCUUAGGCAAUUACAAGAUGAAGAGAUGGACACUUUAGCAAAACUAAAUGAAAACCUAACAAAAUUUUUAAAUCAUACCUCCUCAUUAAAAUAUCUAUUAAAGGAAAUAGAGAACAAAUAUGUGAAGUCAGAACUGGAAUUACUGGCAAGUGUUAAGAAUAUCUACCACAGAUAUAAAAACUUAAAAUGCCCUGAACUUUUUUCAUUCAAAUUAAAAGAAUAUGGUUACCGUCUUCCUCCACAAUUUUCUGGCCUAAACAAAAUUAUGAAGGUAUUUCGUGAUGUAAUUCUAGAUCCUGAAACAGCGCAUUGUAAACUUAUUGUCUCAGAAGAUAGAAGAACUGUGCAAUAUGGAAAUACAAAGCAAAACUUACCUCAUAAUCCAAAGAGAUUUUAUCUCUUCCCAGCUGUCCUGGAUACUAAGGGAUAUAAUUCUGGCAGGCAGUACUGGGAGGUAGUAGUCAAAGAUAAGCCUGAAUGGAUCAUGGGUGUCUGUAAAGAGUCUCUUCCCAGAAGGAGGAAGAGACACAAUCAAUCAAUUUUAGUACAGGAUGGAUUAUGGGGAAUUGGGCAAUGUGGUCAGAAUAAUUAUAUUGCAUUGGGUCCUAAGAAAAUUAAUCUUCUGCCAAAAGUAAUACCUAGUAAGAUUGGCAUUUUUUUAGACUCCGAAAUGAGCGAGGUUUCCUUUUACAAUAUGAAUGAUAGAUCUCUUCUUUAUACUUUUAAUGAUUGUUUUGCAGGAGCACUUUGGCCUUAUUUCAAUACUGGAAAUGACUCAAAACCUCUUAAAAUCUGUACAUUAACAGAUUCUGAAUGAGGAACUAUUGGAAAACUUUCUUUUUCUUUCAGUUAGUGGACAUAACCAGUGAAUCUAGCCUUGACAAUCCUGUAUUUUUUUCAGUUUUUCCUAUAGAUAACGAGAAUAAUUUUUAUCUCAGUUUCAGCAGCUUCUAAAAAAUGUGGUUAUAGUGCCUAUUUUAUAGAUAAAUUAUGGGGUCCAAUUGCAAAGUGCUUUAGAAAUUCUAAAAUAAAAUACUUGAAAAUGUGUUACUUAAGAAAUGUAAUACUCUGGGCCGGCCCAUGGCUUACUUGGGAUAGUGUGGUGCUGAUGACACCAAGGCCACGGGUUCGGAUCCCUAUAUAGGGAUGGCCAGUUAGUUCACUUGGGAGAGCGUGGUGCUGACAACACCAAGUCAAGGGUUAAGAUCCCCUUACUGGUCAUCUUUAAAAAAAAAAAAGAAGAAGAAGAAGAAAUGUAAUACUCCAGUAAUUGCCAAUAAAAGCCCAGUAAUAUGUUUUGUAUUAAUUGCCUACAUAUUUUUUCUUUAAGAAAAAUUAAGUCUUUA